Messenger RNA from Dibothriocephalus latus, 177 nucleotides. The record is from the annotation of a GenBank genome assembly. Lineage: Eukaryota; Metazoa; Platyhelminthes; Cestoda; Diphyllobothriidea; Diphyllobothriidae.
AUGAUGGAUAAUUUGGUCGAUAAGCUGAUUGAGGAACUGCAGAAGCUGGUUUUGCCUUCAACGACGGUUCCUCCGCCUGCCAAGCUUUCUCGAGCGGAUGAUUUCGAUCGUUGGGAGUCCCGCAUGCAGAAUCUGCACAUCUCCGAAUUUCACGCCGAGGCUGAGUCGUUAUAUCAC